UUGCAUUUUGUUUUUGAUCAAGAAGUUAAAAUCAAGAAAGGAAACUUCAGUAAGUUACAUAACAUAUCUUUUUUUUUUUAUAUAUAAUUUUUUUCAAUUUCAGAUGCGAGUGCCCUUCAGCAAAACAAAGAAAUAUUUAUUGUUUCUCCAAAUAAAAUCCUCUUGAAGGGUUGCAGACAACACCAUGACGCCUUCUUGCGGACGAUUUUUUCAUCAGGAGAACACCAAUCCUUUAAGGUGAGAAAUGUUGACUAUUUUUCUAUAUUUUUCAACAAUAUUUUCUUUCAGGAACAUCGUAGACGUUGGAUUUUCCCGUUCGAUUGCCCUGGGAUCGUUCGAUUUUCAAUGUCGGUGAUCAAGAAGAAGAUAUAUACGGAGACCAACCUGGCUCGAGAUGAUGGUGAAAAUAACGAAAAUUUUUGAAAUAGUCGAUGCCACAACGGAAAUGAAGGACUUAUCAGAAAUUGCCGAUUUCGUCGUUGUCAUUCGAGUUCCCAAAAAUUCUUAUGGGUUGACGAAUCAUUGGACUGAUGGAUAA
Molecule: messenger RNA, 538 nt
Organism: Caenorhabditis angaria
Lineage: Eukaryota; Metazoa; Nematoda; Chromadorea; Rhabditida; Rhabditidae
Source: the annotation of a GenBank genome assembly